AUGAGGGACGACACGUUGAUAUUGCCUCAAAUCGUAAAUCUGAAUUCGAACCCUCCCAGGGAUUACAAUUCAUUUUACCAACAUUCAACUAAUGAUCAGUUUACUUCGGAUUUAAGAUCUGUUGACAUGUAUCUCGUAAACAAGCAAUGCAGUACCAAGUACGACAUUCCUCAACAAAACGAUCCGUCAAUUAGAAAUUUUGUAUCUAAGGAUUCGUCAAUAAAGGAUUCUCUUCCACGGGAGUCUCUAUAUAGGGAAUCUGUCAAAAGGGGCUAUAAUAUUGCUUUCGAAGCGAAAAAUGAUGAUCCUGUAAUCAAACGCAGAACCUUUUCACCAAACAUCAAUUUUUCCAACAGCAAUAACAUCAAUCAUAACGCAAGUGCUAACCUUAACGCCAGCUUAACCAACUACACACUUGCUCCGCGUAGCUGUGUCGACGUCACUCCCAACAGCGAUUUAAUUGAAAAGAUAACAUCGGUGUCAACUACAAAUGUUAAGAAAAUCAUGGAGCUGUUGACCAAGAGCACGUCUAUUAGAGAUUUCCAAACGCAACUGCAGUCGUUGAUGUUCACUUUGUGUGCCGAUUUACACAAAUACAACUACCAGGAAAUCGAGCACUUGAACAAGAGGGUUAACUACCUGAGCGACGAAAAGAAUCUCCUUACAAACAUCGUAAAAUCGCAGUACGAGUCGAUAAAGAGGAUGAAGGCUGACGAAUCGAGCAUUAUUAGGAUCGAGGAGGAAAAUAUGGCCCUUAAGUCUGAACUGAACAAGAUGAGGUCGGUGGUGAACAACUUAGUUUACAAGAACGAUUCGAGCGACACGAUCAACAACUUUGACCACAGUACAAAUCACAUUCAGGAUGCCUCCGGAUGUAUUCUAAAACGAAGAUGUAAUUUCUUAACCUAUAUGAAUAUAUUAUUUUGUAAUGUGUAUGAAUGUGUCAAUGGAAUCCGUCUUAAAAUUGAAUUGGAACAACACUAA
Molecule: messenger RNA, 984 nt
Organism: Theileria orientalis strain Shintoku
Lineage: Eukaryota; Apicomplexa; Aconoidasida; Piroplasmida; Theileriidae
Exons: 3
Coding region: 1-984 (327 amino acids)
Source: RefSeq, a predicted model, not a curated record